AUGCUUAAACACAGCCUGUUAGUCGCCUUGUUGCUGGCCACAGCCACCCUCGGCUGUGCGACACACGAUUACCACGCGCAAUUGGCAAAGCGACAAGACGGAGGCAGUGGAGGCAACUCAUCAACUGGUCCGGAAGCCAGCGACUGGAGCUAUGAUGCAUCCUUUGACUGGGGACGUGUGAGCGCCGAGUACGAACUUUGCCAAGCUGGGACCCAGCAGUCCCCAAUCGCGCUCAGCCUCAACAACGGCCUCUCGCUGAACCACAUCCCUACGUUCAACUAUCCCAACGAGACGGUGGGCAGCUUCUGGAACUGGGGAUACGGCCCUGCCUUUACGGUGCAGCACGCCGAGGGCGUCUAUACCGACAACCCUUCAUUGACCUACGAUAACGAGACGGUCUACCUGACCGGCUGGCACAUCCACACCCCGGCUGACCACUCGGUGAACAACUACCGCACCCGAGCUGAGCUGCAUCUCGUGCACGUCGACGCUGAGGGUCACGAAAAAGCCGUCCUUGCUAUCAUGCUGGACCCGGGCAACACCAACGACGCCUUCGUGAGCCAGUUCCCCUCACCGCUCAUCAGAUUCAACGACACAGCGAGAAUGGACGUCACACUGUCCUUGUCAGAAGCCCUGUCGAGUGUGGCGAGGUUCAACGAGUUUUGGUCAUAUGAGGGUAGCUUGACGAGCCCUCCUUGCCACGAAGGAAUUCGCUGGUUUGUGGCAAGACAGGUGAUGUUCACAAGCAAUGAGCAAAUGCAGAAGAUUCUGGCUGCAAGCACGUACAGCGCCAGAGAAGAACAAAUGGUCUGGCAGCACAGAAUCAACGAGUAA
Molecule: messenger RNA, 834 nt
Organism: Diaporthe citri
Lineage: Eukaryota; Fungi; Ascomycota; Sordariomycetes; Diaporthales; Diaporthaceae
Exons: 4
Coding region: 1-834 (277 amino acids)
Molecular function (GO): zinc ion binding; carbonate dehydratase activity
Source: RefSeq, a predicted model, not a curated record